Ziziphus jujuba (common jujube) is the source of this 2244-nucleotide messenger RNA. Its product is annotated as probable protein phosphatase 2C 55. The transcript is spliced from 5 exons. Bases 535 to 2055 code for a protein of 506 amino acids. NCBI's taxonomy places the organism in Eukaryota, Viridiplantae, Streptophyta, Magnoliopsida, Rosales, Rhamnaceae. The record is from RefSeq and is a predicted model, not a curated record.
AUAAUAUAACCCUAUCUCAGCUGUCACACUCCUGUGGUUAUUUUAGGGUUUCCAUCUCAAAAGCUCCCCCAAGAACUUUGCGGAUUCUUUCUCUAUCCUCUUUUGUAUUUUUUUGGGAGACGAUCACGAAAUUUAGGAGCUGGGCGAGAGAGAAAGUUAGAGAGAGAAAAGGGAUAGAGGAGCUCGUGCUUGGCCUUUGCCGCUUCACCUAACUCAAAAAAAAAAAAAAAAAAAAAAAAAUUCUUCAUAUCUGGUCCAGCUCUGGAAUAUAAGAGAAGGUCUUUGUUAUAAGAUCUUAUUGUGACUGAGCUUUGCGUUCGAGGCUUAGACUUGGGAAUCUUGGUUCCGAUUUGCUCAGCGAGGUUUCUGAUUACUCUGAUAUAUUGCUUGGAGAAAACGACGGGUACUGUAUCUGAUUAAUUGGGUGUCUAGAUGCGUAGAGAGUUAUGAGAUUUCAUUUUGCCUUUUUUGAUGUCGUUUGUGUUCUUUGCAAUCAACGAAUUGAAGGAAAACUGUUUUAUUUGAGAGGGUAAAAUGCCAUCAGCUUAUUUUUCCAGACUUAGAACUGCAAUUCAAAGAUCAAUUAUAGGAUAUGAAGGUGGGCUCCAAAAUUCGGUAGAAGCGUUUAUUGGAAAAGGGAAACUUUUGUUUGGCAAUUCAAAGUUGUUGCAUUUGAGAUCAUUAUCGGCACUUUCUGAUCUCCAGGCACUUUUGCAACCAGGCAGUUUGGUUGCUGCAAGAUUGGAUUCACAAUUAGUUAACCGGAAAAAGAACCUUUCUGUUGUUGGAACAAUUUCACGAACAUUUUCUAUUCCAUCUGUUUCAGGGCCUUCAUUGCAGGUUUGUGGGUAUCAUAUUGAUUGUUUGCUUUCCGAUCCUAAACAAGUUUCAGUUGGCAGCAAGCUUCCGAAUAGACCCAUGGCGGCCAGUCCUAGAGUUUUAUUUGGUGAAUGUCAUAUAACUUCGAGAUGUGGUCACCGUCUGCCAUCAACUGAAAGUACCUUUAUAAUUUACAACAACAGAAAUAGAAGUUUUGAUGGUUGCCACAAAAUUAGCAUGAGUUUGAAAAACCGUGAGCAACACAACAAUAAUGCAAUAUAUGGUUAUUUCAUUUAUGAAGCAGGAAAGAGAUUAUGCGGUUCAUACCCUAUCAUAGGGUCAGGAUCAAGAGAAUUUCAUAGUUCAUCAUCUCUGUGUUCCUCUGCUGGGACUGCCCGUGAUGUUUCCUUUGACAAUUCUGGCCGUGAGGAGCAGCUUGCUAAUUCGGCAGAUUCAUCUGAUCAGAAAGUUACAGCUGGCAAAGCCUUAAAGCUAGUUUCUGGAUCAUGCUACCUACCCCACCCUGAUAAAGAAGAAACUGGUGGUGAGGAUGCUCACUUUAUCUGUGUUGAUGAACAAGCAGUAGGGGUGGCAGAUGGUGUUGGUGGAUGGGCAGAUCUUGGUGUUGAUGCAGGAUUAUAUUCCCGGGAACUAAUGUCUAAUUCUGUAAGUGCCGUUCAAGAGGAACCCAAGGGAUCAGUUGACCCGGCUAGGGUUUUGGAGAAAGCACACUCAAGCACAAAAGCUAGAGGUUCUUCAACAGCAUGCAUCAUUGCACUUACGGAGCAGGGAAUUCAUGCAAUUAAUUUAGGUGAUAGUGGGUUUAUAGUGGUACGAGAUGGUUGCACAGUCUUUAGAUCCCCUGUACAGCAGCAUGAUUUUAAUUUCACUUAUCAACUGGAAAGUGGAAGUAAUGGUGAUUUACCUAGCUCCGGCCAGGUAUUUACAGUUCCUGUAGCUCCCGGGGAUGUAAUAAUUGCUGGAACAGAUGGACUGUUCGACAACUUGUACAACAAUGAGAUAACUGCAGUGGUGGUGCAUGCCAUGAGAGCUGGCUUAGGGCCCCAGGUAACAGCUCAAAAGAUAGCAGCAUUGGCUCGUCAACGAGCACAGGACAAAGACCGGCAGACGCCUUUUUCCACUGCUGCGCAAGAUGCUGGGUUCCGCUAUUAUGGUGGAAAGCUCGAUGAUAUCACUGUUAUUGUUUCAUACGUAGCAAGCUCCAGCGAUGUAUGAAUGUCUUUUCUCUGUGAUGUAUAUAUUUCAUUUUUUGUGUGGUCAGGCUCCUCUUUUCUUUUUGUGUAGAGUUGAAGACUUCUCUUUGGCGGUCGAAAAGUGUGUGCCCCGCCAGUGUUGUAAAGCAAGGGUGAAACAAGGGUAAAGACACUAUUUUUUUUUUUACAGAUAUACCCUUGGUUUUCCAGA